Messenger RNA from Mesorhabditis belari, 3099 nucleotides. The record is from the annotation of a GenBank genome assembly. Lineage: Eukaryota; Metazoa; Nematoda; Chromadorea; Rhabditida; Rhabditidae.
AUGCUAUUAUAUUUUACGACGUUUUUGAUAUCGCUGAAUUUGACUCUAUCACAAGUGACUGAAACGCAUAAAAUAUCGGUGAUUAUCUUUGGAGCAACGCGUUUCGAAGAUGCCAUUCAUUCGGUGGCGAGUGUCUUCGAAGAAGUCUUUGGAUCAGAUCAUUUUACGAUCGGUGCCACUGAGUUUAGACCCGAAUUUAUUGAUGCCAAAGUGCUCAAGGGAGAGAAUGAAACGAAUCAACUCGAGUUGGCUGCCGAAACGAUCUGUAAACGGGUGAUCAAUGGAUCGAUUGCGGCCGUGAUUUAUCGAAUCGGACAAGCACCCACCACACAUCAGGAUUACCUCUCGCUCGUCGCAACGACGGCUUUCUCGUUGGGACUCUAUCAGGUGCCGGUUGUUGCGGGAAUGGUUCGCGAUGAGAAAUUUGGCAAAAAGCUAGUCUACCCAACUUUUGUCCGACCUACUCCAUCUUUCGGCGAUGAAGCCCAUGUGUUUCUUCAGCUUUUAGAAAAACUUAACUAUCGGCAGGUGAGCUUACUGUAUGUGAAGGGCGAUCGAAACGGGGUUGCUUUCUAUCGAAUCUUUCGCUCUCGACGAAAAGAAUUUAAAGUGCAUGUUCAAUCUUAUGUGGAACUCGAGUUGAAUGACGAGUUGAACAACACGAUUGCCGAGAGUUUCGAGGAGAUCACAUCGAAUAUUAUUGUCCUAUUUGCAAGAAGAUCGGAUGCCACCGUAAUCUUUUCCGCUUGCCCACAAUUGACGUCGGGUGGAAAGCUUUGGCUGAUGAAUGAGGAGGCGAUGAAAGCAACGAAUGCGCCAUUUGGCUUGAUCUCAUCUCGACUCACACAAACACCCAGCGAGACGCUAAGAGAUUCAUUCGCUACCAUACGGUUUGGCCUAGAAGCGAUGGGUAAAGGAGCCGAAGGCUUGAAGCCGCCAACAACGUGUGAGCGCGACGCAAAUCCGAAAGCUGUCGAUGUUUGGCCCACCAUUCAAGCUCCAAUACUUUAUAAACAAAUCUGCUCUGGUGGCACAUCUCGACUUUUCUUUAAUUCGGUUUGCGCGAGAGAAGGAGUUGACUAUGAUUUGAUUAAUAAACGGCCUGAUGGAGCGAGAUAUGUUGGAAAUCUGACCUACGAGACUUUACGAAUCGAUGAGGGAUUGAUUUACUGGCCGGGCGGGGAAAGGAAACUACUUGAGAUCACUUUGCCGAGAGAGUUGAGAGUAGUGACAACCGAUGAUCCACCAUUUGUGUACACCCUGAAAGUCUUAAAUGGGUCGAUGUGUGAGAAAAUGACAAGAGAAGAGGUCAAUAUGAUUGGAGGGGAUUCCAUUUUCAUUGACGGCCCAUGGUACCCUUGCCCAAAAGCACUGCCAAAUGGUCAAAAAGAGCAUUACUGUUGUGCUGGUUAUGCGAUCGAUUUACUCUCGAACAUGUCACUUCCCGAGGAGGGAAGCUCUCUAGACACAUCUUUCUUUUUCUCACUUCAUCUGAAUGAUUCGUAUGGAAUGGUGACAGCUGAUCCGAUUGAUGGAGUCAUACUAACGGGAGCUUUGGGAGAACUCGUCACUGAUCUUGCUGAUAUGGCUGUUGGUGGUAUGACGAUCAACCCGGAACGUGAGCGUUUCAUCGAUUUCUCCGAACCGUGGCUCUAUCACGGGAUUCGAGUGAUGGAGAAAUCGAUCCCAAAAGAUUCGCCGAUGGAAUCCUUUCUGCAACCGAUGAAGAACUCGCUCUGGGGCGCGCUUCUCAUCUCGGUGAUCCUCGUCGGAUGCGUCAUAUUUGUCCUCGAUUUCAAGAGCCCCUUUGAUCGAUUUUAUAAAGUGGAUACAUCAACGCUUGAUCCGAGAGAUCCAUUUCUGCAAAGAGCGCCCGACGAUCGGGUCGAUUUCGGUGAAGCGAUGUGGUUUGUUUGGGGAGUGUUGCUCAAUUCGGGAGUCUCCGAAAAGACGCCUCGUUCCUGUUCGGCGCGGGUUCUCGGGAUUGUUUGGUGCGGUUUCUGUAUGAUCAUCGUUGCUUCCUAUACAGCCAACUUGGCCGCUUUCCUUGUUUUAGAUCAACCGGAAAAGGGCCUAACUGGAAUCACUGAUCCAAGACUCCGAAACCCAUCGACAAACUUCUCGGCGGCUACAGUGCUGAAUUCGAACGUCUAUCAAUACUUUAAGCGUCACGUGGAGUUGUCGACAAUGUUCCGAAAAAUGGAGAAACACAAUGUGGAUAAGCCGAGCGAUGCAAUCAAGGCUUUGUUGAAUGGUACACUGGAUGCGUUCAUCUGGGACUCAAGCCGAUUGGAGUUUGAGGCGUCGAGGUAUUGCUCGUUGAGAACUCGAGGCACGCUUUUCGGUCGAUCCGCCUACGGGAUCGGCUUGCAACGAAAUAGCCCGUGGACCCAGCACAUCACAGCCGCGAUUUUGCGAAUGACUGAGAGUGGACAAAUGGAGAAUCUUGGCAACAAAUGGAUCUCUUCGCCGACUUCUUGUCCGGUCGAGGUUCAAAAGACGCCGGCUAGAUUGGGUUUAACAAAUAUGCGAGAUGUGUUUGUUUUGGUUUCGGUCGGCGUUUUGAUCGGCAUUUUCUUUAGCUUUAUUGAAGUGAUUUACGGGAGAAAAAAGGCUGCGUAUGGGCGAAAAAUGGAGAUUGCGAAACGCUACGUGGCGAAAUGGCAGAGAAUCACCAAAAACCGAAAUCAUCGAUACCCAAAACGAUAUUCUUUGUUUCGGCCGGUGAUCCGAAAAGGAUUCGCUGGUAAAGAAGCUUUACCGUUAGAUGAAUGCCGGCGAAGGAUGAUCGCCAAACGGUCACGAAUCCCGCCAGUCGAUGUGCAUCUCGACACCGACUUUGCGCCAGUCUAUCGUUUUGGGAGACGCCCGGUGAUCACGUUUUGUAGUCGAUGUCGAAACCUUGUCGAAACAGAAGUCCACCAAGAAGCCGGCGCAAUGUCCGUCUGUCUUUGCGUUCUCCUUUCUCUUGUUUUCCUUUGGCCUUGUGCUCCACUUCCUUGUUUUCUCGCAAUCUGUGCUGAUUUCACACAUUUUUGCCCAUUCUGUGCACACGAAAUCGCGAAAUUUCGCCGUGGUCGCUCAACUCGGGUCUUUAUU